AUGCAAGCGUUCAAUGUGGACAUUCCUGGCGCCACACGACAAGUGUCCGCACGGCAGCAGGGGACGCGCGGUCGGCAGUAUAUUUUCGGGGCGAUCGCAUUAUCGAUUUGCGUCUUUUUGGCGAUCCCGCUACUUUCGCUGAUCUGGAAAAACAACGGGACAGACAGUGGGGGUCAUGAUUAUGUCGCGUUGACCGUGCCAAGUGAGUGGGGGCAGUUCUGCUGGACAUCCAAAGUGACUCCCGGAGUUGUGAUUGCAACCUAUGCGUCUGGCAGCUAUACGGAUUUUCUGCCGACCUUCAGGCUGCAAGCUGAAGCGUUGAAUGCACGGUUGCUUGUGUUCGGUCCAGAGAACAUCUCCGACCUCAAGGAGCCGCCGCAAUGCAAAGGUGAGAGCAAAUCUGAUUGGGAUGCCAGCGAGAUUCCGUGCGUUCCACCGCCAUAUGCGGGUACGCAAUGCUUUAAAUGGAAGCCCCUGAUCGUGCAACAAGCUUGGGACCAGAUGCGCGAAGAUGAGGAUGUUUUGAUUUAUUUUGAUUCUCGGACUUUGAUAUUAGGUGACCUAAGCUGGCUUGUCGAAGAAGUUCGUCAACAUGGUAGCGGCUUGUUUGCCCACGUGGGCAGAAACCCGUGGGAGAGCGUAAAACGUGCAGUUUGGGACAAUCUUUCGCUUGACCCACGUACUGUUGGGGAUCAGGGUGUGUUCCAAACAAGUGCGAGCGCAUUCGGACUUUCGAAGCGUCACGAUGCUAGUAUCCAGUUGCUAAAAACCUGGACUCGAAUGGCGAUGGACCCAUACCUCCUCUGCAAUUGUAAGGCUCGCAGUGGCAAUCCAGAGUAUGACGGUUUCGUUUACCACCAGCACGACCAGGCACUCCUCACCGCCAUAUGCGUAGCUCAAACCGGGUCAACCCCGUGCCAUGUAAUCGAGACCCCAUCGCACUAUUUGAUACCAAGCGUUGGGAGCGAUUGGAUGUCAGACCACCACGUUAUCUGCGGCUGCGGUGCAGGCGACUGGGAUCAGCACGACGCUGACUGCCGGGCGAACAGCUGCCGCGAUGAGGCGGGCCCGCUGUGUGAGCGACCCGCCGGCCCAGAGGCAAUGGAAUUGUUGGGCAAGUAUCUCCUUGGAAAGAAGUUGCGGUCCAGGCAGAGCCCCGAGGAGCUGCUGCCGUGCGAGCUGCAGAUGUGA
Molecule: messenger RNA, 1191 nt
Organism: Prorocentrum cordatum
Lineage: Eukaryota; Dinophyceae; Prorocentrales; Prorocentraceae
Source: the annotation of a GenBank genome assembly